AUGGGUAGGCUGGACAGGUCUGCAGCAGUCCUUGCUCUUCGCGAUACCAAACGUUUGAUGUAUGAGACCUUGAUGAAGGAGAACCGCAGGCUCUCUGUCGCCGAAGCUUGUGGAGGCGAUGUCGAGAAGGAGAAGUUCUUCCGUCGUUCGUGGUGUGUGAUGCUGGCGCAUGUCAGAACAACCCACUUUCCUGAAGCUGACGUCCGCCGCAUCGUUGGGAAGAACGUUCGAGACUUGCUUGGACACUGCCGGGACGCGGGUGCGUUCGUAAGUGAGGCCGCGCAGAGAAUUCUAGUCAACUAUGGACGAGGGAGCCUCCCUUUUGUGCAGCGGCUGAUUGCAGAAGACGUGCCUGGCCUGAUGGAAGACUUACUCUCCGAGUCCACCGACAGCAGCGACGAGACCUUUCGAAGGGCAGUGCAGUGCGCGGUGCAUCUGAAUGGUAUCGUGCGCUCACUUGACACGCUGGAGCGGAAGCAGUGGGUGUCCCUCUUGGUCAGAAUCCUGCACCAUCGGCCCAAUCUCACGUGGCAAAAGGGUAUCAUCGAAAAGCUGAAGAUCCUCUGGCAGGUUGACGCCGAUCCCUGGCGAACCUUUGCAGAAGCAGAGGAGCAGCUGCGAGACUUCAAGAAGACUGCCAGCUUAGAUGUGCAGCAAGAGAUAUUCGACCUCCUUGCCAUCUGCUGA
Messenger RNA from Symbiodinium natans, 687 nucleotides. Lineage: Eukaryota; Dinophyceae; Suessiales; Symbiodiniaceae. The record is from the annotation of a GenBank genome assembly.